This is a messenger RNA of Verruconis gallopava, 982 nucleotides long. RefSeq lists its product as uncharacterized. The record is from RefSeq and is a predicted model, not a curated record. The coding region runs from base 525 to 869 and encodes 114 amino acids. Lineage: Eukaryota; Fungi; Ascomycota; Dothideomycetes; Venturiales; Sympoventuriaceae. The transcript is spliced from 2 exons.
GCUUACAACAGCAUGCAGGAUAUACUUACGCAUUUACUGACACGACGGCUUCAACAGUCAUCGUUGUCAUCCGUAAACCCGGAAAAAGUCCAAGACCUGGAAAACCACAGAAAAUGACCACUUUGACGACGAUCUCCAUCGAUGAGCUACCUUAUACUUCAACCAUCGUGGAACUGAUAUAGUGGCCAUCAUUGUUGGAACACAAUUUGCGGUAAAAACUGUAAGUCAUAGUCUUCACGGAUCAUGCUGUCCGUGCGAGGAACCAGGACGUUAAAGAAUACCAAGCUUUCUAGGGGAUGGCCACGGAAUGGGGCUUUCAUUCUGUUGACUACAACUGUCACGACAAGCAUUCAAGCAAUCGCAUCAGGUUACACCUCCACCGGAGAACCGAGUCCAACAACCGAUCGGGCAACACUGACAAAAACGAUUACUCUUGGUGUUCUAAGCACCACCAAUACACAACCUUUCACCAGCUUGCGCUCGGCUACCCCUGGCUGUUCAACCGAUGUUAGGUCUACGCCUCCAUGCCAGACCGAGCCCCCCAAAUGGCCCAAAAGGAUCCAUGGGUACCGUGCGGUGUUCUGAACCACAAGGGUAACGCCUUUCGUCUGCGGAACAAACGUCAUAUACGGUACCCAGUAUUUCGGAAAUCUUUUGAGUGCAACAUGUUCCUCUCGGUAAGCUGGAAAGGCUUGUGUCUCCUGACGGUAUUUGAAUUGCUUACUAAGUCAUACGGGAUCAACCGAUACAAUACCGUUGCUCUACCUGGAUCGAUCCAAGGCUGCCCUGGUAUACUUAUGACCUGUCAUCCUCAAUUCAGUUGUCGUAUUCCAAGGAGGCUGCAACGUUGCUGGAUACGUCAUGGAUAAAGAUCGCGACAUGGACGCUCGGUCGCUCCAGGUUUCGUUAGCGACCUAGUAGGCAGUGCAACCAUGAGCAAUUGCACAUGGACAGAUUCGGGAGUGAGUUGGCUUGUCACACA